This is a messenger RNA of Rotaria sordida, 1137 nucleotides long. The record is from the annotation of a GenBank genome assembly. NCBI's taxonomy places the organism in Eukaryota, Metazoa, Rotifera, Eurotatoria, Philodinida, Philodinidae.
AUGGGUAUUGAUGAUAUCAAAGGACAAAAGGAUACUGAGCUAUUUUUAUUAUUACCGAUUGUUGGUAAUCGAGUUGUUGGACGCACAAGACUUCACACAAAUUCAACGAUCUGCUUGUGUCCAAGCGGAUAUACUGAUACAACAUCGACAAGUAACAAUACAUUGGAAGCUGAUCCAACGGAUUUGUCAAGCGAUAGUUUAUCGAAUUUUUCUCAGUUUUCAACUCAAAGCAAACAACAAAAAUUCAUGCGUUUUUACUCGACAGCCAAACCUGUCACUGUACCAUUUGCUCAUGAAGGUGGCGCAUUCGUUCCGGACACCAACGAAGUUUGGUUUACUGCCAAUCAACUACCCGUUCAGAAUACCGAUGUGACUAGUGUCAAUCUGAAAACCAAUAAUGUCGAAUUGCUCUCCAUUCAGCCACCAAUUCUUACACCGAAUGGUGUUGCUUAUUUCGACGGAUUGGUUUAUGUUUGUUCGCAAGGCAAUCGGACAACAUCAGGCGCUAUUUAUGCUGUCAAUCCGACAACAUUAGUCAGUCGAUUGGUAGUGAAUUCAUGGUUUGGAUUACGACUCAAUUCGCCAAAUGAUGUAACAUUCACAACGAAAAUUGAUGGGCGACGAUACAUGUGGUUUACCGAUCCACAAGUUGCUUACCUGCAAAAUUUUGGUUCUUCACCUCAACUAGGCAGUUAUGUUUAUCGUUUUGAUAUGAUUACAUCGGAAUUACGUCCGGUGAUCACAGAUCUUCUUGUACCGAAUGGAAUUGCCUUCGAUCCCAGUGAAAAAACGUUGUAUGUGAGUGAUACUGCACCGAAUUUGCCAGGGCAGGGUACAUUCGCUGUUUAUGCGUAUGAUUUGAACGAAGAUGCAUUACCGAUCAAUCGUCGCGUUUUCUCGAUCAGUUCACUUGGCAUUCCGGACGGAAUCCGAGUCGACAAGGCAGACCGCGUAUGGACGGCCGAAGGUGAUGGAAUUAAUGUACGAAAUCGACAAGGAACAUUACUGGGAGUGAUACUCGGUCUAAAAUUAUGCGAAAGUGGAGUGAUUAGUAAUUUUGCAUUAACGGGAAAUACAGUGAUUAUUCUGGCACAAGAGCGAGUGUGGCGAUUGGAAUUAGCGUCGAGUGUAUUAUGA